UCAUCAUCAUCAUCGUCAAUUCACGUCCAUCACACAUACACUAGAUCACUGCCGUUCACAACGGGUACCCGGCGCUUUAUCCUCUGCCCAUGAUCCAAUCGAGAUAGCGAGCGCUCUUCCGAAUGUCAUCCAAGAACAGACUCUUGGUGGUCGGCGGGAACGGUUAUCUAGGCUCGGCGGUAUGUAGAGCCGCUGUAGCUCGAGGAUGGUCUGUAUCUAGUUUCAGUUCGUCAGGCCGACCCGCGACCACUCCAGCAGGCCAUCGAAGAGCAUGGACGAAUCACGUCGACUGGCACCGCGCUUCGGCUUUCGAUCCGGACACCUAUUCUCACCUCGUCAAGGAGAGCACUGCCGUAGUACAUACGCUUGGAAUCCUGAUGGAGGGCGAUUACAAGAAGCACGUACGGAGUGGGAACGUCUUUGGGUUGGCAGGAGAUAUCUUGAGGGGUCCGGGGAGUCGGGCUGGACGGACAGAGAACCCGUUGAUGCGAGGCACCGCGGCGCAAGAGGACAAGCACGACGGGUUUGAAGCGAUGAAUCGGGAUUCUGCCCUCUCUGUAUUCCGUACGCUCCUCUCGACGUUACCCGAGCCUUCGACAAGGACGCCAGACAGACCCUUUGUUUUCAUCUCGGCUGAAUCCAUAUUCAGCCCGUUGAUCUCGCCCCGUUAUGUCGAGACGAAACGACAGGCAGAACAAGGGAUCGAGAGGCUGAUCUGGGAGUAUAAGCAGGGCUUGAAACAGGAAUCGGGGGUCAGAGGGGUCUAUGUUCGACCAGGUCUGAUGUACCAUCCUCACGAAAGACCAUUAUCGACUUUACCUGCCGCCUUGCUGGACAUCACCUCGAGGCUCUCAAACCAUCUUCCGUUCUCUCUCUUCCCCCGUUCCACAUCAUCAAACCUGGCCAACCCGCCACCGCCCUCGGGACCGUUCAAGACCCUAUCCUCCCUCUCGUCUUCCUUGGCCAUCCCACCGAUCCACGUAGACCAGGUGGCCGAAUGCGUCUUGCGAUCCAUCGAACACCCGCAGAUCAAGGGGGUCGUCGAUACCAAAGAUAUGAGACGGUGGAUAGGAUUGGACGCGGCGGAAGAGGGGGAAGAGGUCGUCCUGCCUUUCAAGACGAGCGGUGGCAAUGUAGGCCAGCGUGGAGGACACGGAAAGACGCCCUUCCGACCAUCGACGGGAGCGAGAGAGUAUUCCACGGCGGUUGGAACGAGACGAUCUCAGCUUGCAGGGGCGAAGAGGGGGUUGAAGGUGUUUGCGCCUGGAGCUGGACGAGAGCCCGGUUCGAGUUCCGGCACGCUGCGCAACAAUGACCAGGGAUAUAUUAUCGAGCCGCCCUCGCCCGGGCGUGAAGGUUCCGAAUCAACGGUCACCAUGCCGCCCUCCUCUGGAACGAGUAAUCAGGACCAGGUCAUCGAUGCCGCUUCGGUGAUUACGGCGUCCUCUUCUGCUGAGAACAAGAACAAUGGGAAUGGGAACGGAGCAAUGGGCCGGAGUAAUCAUCCUUAUGCGAGUAUGCCGCAGUCGCCGCUGGAAGGGGCCAUGUCGGACGGGCAAGAACCUUUUACCUUGUUGCCCCCUCCCGCUGGGUUUGUCGCCGGACAACCCGGGCCGAGCGAGGGUAUGAAGAAUGAAACGCAAGGACAAGACGGGGGUGUCAGACCCGAACAGUCGGGAAGAAACCCUGAAGGGGACGCAAAUGCACAGGUCGGCUCGACGAUCUCGCCUGGAGCAGCAACGCUUGUCCCACAACACCCUAGCCCGGCACAUCCUUUCGAUACUCACGCCUUUGUGACCCACUUAGAAGGAGCGGGGUUCACCAGCCCCGUGGCGCAUUCCUUAAUGCGUUCCGUCAGGCUGCUCUUGCUGACCCGGAGCACACGAGCUCAGUCUGACCUUUUGCACAAGGAAGAUGUGGAGAACGCAGCUUAUCUGUUCAAGGCGGCGUUGUCGGAACUCCGGACCGAGCUGAACGUCCGCGCCAGGAACGAUGGGCUGGCACUGAGGAGCGCUACGAAUCUGAUUCGACGCGAAGUAGACGCUCUUGAUCAGAGGAUGAAGGAAGAGGUCGGGGGGCUAAAGCACGAGUGAGCCUCGACUGGACGAUAGCUACGCGAGAUCGUUUGCUCAUCCGAUCGGUAUACAACC
Messenger RNA from Filobasidium floriforme, 2150 nucleotides. RefSeq lists its product as uncharacterized. Gene Ontology annotation, cellular component: mitochondrion. The record is from RefSeq and is a predicted model, not a curated record. Lineage: Eukaryota; Fungi; Basidiomycota; Tremellomycetes; Filobasidiales; Filobasidiaceae. The transcript is spliced from 5 exons. The coding region runs from base 123 to 2093 and encodes 656 amino acids. Gene Ontology annotation, molecular function: protein-containing complex binding.